UGAUUAUCCUGUUGUCCCUGGUGUCAUAUCACAGAGAUCUGAGCUCUUCAGAAAUAACCAGAAAACAACCUCUCAGGAAGGUGGAAUAUGUCCCUCCCCCUCCCACUCAUUCUGCUUCUCCUGAUAAUUCUCUCUGAAAUUAUCCUGAGUUGAAGAUUCACCUUUAACCCAAUAUUAGUGUUGAUUUAAUCAGCCACAUGGACAAGUGCUAAAAGGUUAUGCAAAGUUAUCGAGGAAAAUGAAGAGCUCACACCCAAUUUUUGCAAACACACUUUACAUGAAGAUUGAACUUCUUUAAAGAAAGAUAACCAAUUAGCGCCAAAAUGAAUUACACAUUGUUUCCCUCUUUUUUCAAUGAAUCAUUUCUUAACCAUACAGACACCCACCCCCCAUAUGCACCCAUUGAAGAGAAUAAAUGCCGUGUACCAGUAACCAUGGUAUUUACAAUGGCAUUAGCUUAUGGCAUUGUCAUACUUCUGGGGGUCUCUGGAAAUCUGGCCUUGAUAGGAAUCAUCCUAAAGCAAAAGGAGCUGAGAAAUGUGACCAACAUUCUGAUUGUUAAUCUGUCCCUUUCUGACCUUCUGGUAUCAUUUGUAUGUCUGCCCUUCACUUUUGUCUACACAUUAAUGGAUCACUGGAUCUUUGGUGAGGCCAUGUGCAAACUAAAUCCUUUUGUGCAAUGUGUCUCGAUCACUGUCUCCAUUUUCUCUCUGGUUCUCAUUGCUUUGGAACGCCAUCAGCUUAUAGUCAACCCCCGAGGAUGGAGACCAUCUAAUAUCCAUGCAUUUUUAGCAAUUGCCCUGAUCUGGUUCCUCUCUGUGGCUGCCUCCCUGCCUUUUGUGAUUUAUCAGGUGCUGACUGAUGAGCCAUUCCACAAUGUCACUGUCCCAACCUUCAAGGACAAGUAUGUUUGUUUCGAUCUGUUCCCUUCUAAUGUGCACAGGCUAUCUUACACCACUAUUCUGUUGGUGCUGCAGUACUUUGGGCCUCUGGUGUUCAUUCUGGUCUGCUACCUCAAGAUCUAUAUUCGCCUGAAGAAGAGGAAUGACAUGAUGGAUAGGAUCAGAGAGAACAAGCAUAGAGCCCAGGAAGCCCGACGGAUCAAUGUAAUGCUUUUCUCUAUUGUGGUGGCCUUUGCCAUCUGCUGGAUGCCUCUGACCAUCUUUAACACAGUGUUUGACUGGAACCACAAGUUGAUCUCCAUCUGCCACCACAACCUGCUGUUCCUCCUGUGCCACCUGACAGCGAUGAUUUCCACCUGUGUCAACCCUGUGUUCUAUGGGUUCCUUAACAAGAAUUUCCAGAAAGAUUUGCAGGCUCUCUUUCGCUUCUGUGAUUUCAGGUCCCGUAAUGAAGACUACGAGACCAUCGCGAUGUCCACCAUGAAUACGGAUGACUCCAAGACAUCUCAUAGGCAAGCCGGUGGUGAGGCCUCCCAGGCUCCCGGGGAGGAAGAAGAAGUCUGAAGAGGAUCUGAAGUGGGUGAGGGUUACAGAACCCAGGUGACAGCUGUUUUAACACCAAGCACAACCUGUCACACAAUUCUGUAACCCUCUCCUCCUCUAGGAUGUAUGGCUUUGCCUAUAUUGUCUUGCUGUUUUAGUUGUGGCUCUGCUUGCAGAAAGAUCAAA
Molecule: messenger RNA, 1631 nt
Organism: Vombatus ursinus (common wombat)
Lineage: Eukaryota; Metazoa; Chordata; Mammalia; Diprotodontia; Vombatidae
Gene: NPY1R
Product: neuropeptide Y receptor Y1
Exons: 4
Coding region: 324-1466 (380 amino acids)
Biological process (GO): G protein-coupled receptor signaling pathway
Cellular component (GO): plasma membrane; neuron projection
Molecular function (GO): neuropeptide Y receptor activity; neuropeptide binding
Source: RefSeq, a predicted model, not a curated record